Photinus pyralis (common eastern firefly) is the source of this 2245-nucleotide messenger RNA. Its product is annotated as arrestin domain-containing protein 3-like. The record is from RefSeq and is a predicted model, not a curated record. The transcript is spliced from 5 exons. Gene Ontology annotation, biological process: protein transport. Gene Ontology annotation, cellular component: cytoplasm. NCBI's taxonomy places the organism in Eukaryota, Metazoa, Arthropoda, Insecta, Coleoptera, Lampyridae. Bases 106 to 1056 code for a protein of 316 amino acids.
UGACUUGCGUUUUAAUGCUGAAACACAAAUCAAUAAAAUUUCUUAGGGGGCGUGGAUGAUGUUUAUGAAAAAAUACGUUUAACUUGUUGCAAGUAUACAUAUAAGAUGGGUGAUAAGUGUGAAGUAUUUUUAGAAAAAGAAGAGUACGCACCGGGUGAAAUAAUAAAUGGUAGAGUAGAAUGCAACUUUGCGUCCCAGAAUAAAGUUAAAGGGAUACGAUUAAAAAUAAGUGGAGAUGCAAAGGUCUUCUGGAAAAUAAGCGCUUUCACCUAUCGAAGGGCCCAAGAGGUAUUUUUUGAAACUGACCUAGACUUAUUAGAAAACGAGAUGACUUUUCCUCCGGGAACAUAUACAUACCCCUUUACGUACACUCUGCCUUCCACAGUUCCGUCAAGUAUGAUGGAAGGAGACCCCACAUAUAAGAAGACCGUUGCAUCAUAUGUAGUACCGUUUAACUUGGUGGACGUAUAUUAUGGAUGUGUACAGUACAUAAUUAAGGUGACAAUCGAAAGGUCCUGGAGUACUAAUAUCAGUAUUGAAAAAUUGUUCAAAGUGAUGUCGAGCCUUGAUCUAACCACGAUCAGUGGACUAGAGAAAAGUUACGAACUUAGUAUCGGAAAGAGGCCGUCCUCGCUGUUUAAAGACACGGGGCCGAUCACGGCCACAAUUCAAAUGCCCCGAAGUGGAUAUGUCCCGGGUGAAAAACUACCCUUUAGCGUUUACGUGAAAAAUGCAUCAUCAAUAGAUAUACAGUAUAUUCAAUUUAAAUUUGUUCAAGGUUUUGUGUUUCAUGCCGAACAAAGUACAAAAAGCAUCGACACUAUGAUGGGAGAAGAAUUUAUGCUUAAAGAAAGCGAUGUGGCUGUGGGAAAUGAACGAUCUUGGAAGUUAGAAUUGGUGGUACCUUCAAUGUUUUUAGGAAAUUACUCUCAUUGCAGCGUUAUUAAAAACUUUUGGGAGUUAAGGGGCGAAAUAUGUUUGCCAUUUCCAAAUCCGGCAUUUAACGUCUCUGUGCCAAUAACGGUAGGAAGCGUUGCAUUAACAAAGCGACCUUAGAUGAAGACGGAUUUCAAUCAUAUGUAAUUGGUGUAACUCAAUGUUAUGUACAAUAGUUUGCAUAAGAACCUAAUCAAUUUAUUUUAUCAGUAUAAAAUUAAACCGUGCGAUUUAUUUUACGUGUCCAAGUGUACCUAUAUUUCGUUUAUUAUUGGAGAUAGGAAAAAAGUGUAAGAAGCAAAAAUAAUGUAUGUACUUCCAAUUUCUGAUAAAGUUACAUAUUCGAAAAAACUAGUGAUGUAAAAACAAUAAAGCAUCUGAAAAAAAAUUAAUUUUUGUAAAUAGAUCGUUACCUUUUUCUAUAAUUGUUGGAUAGCACCAGAAUAAUAAAAAAUAAUGUCAGAUACAAAACUUGUCAUUUUUAUAUAAUUAACCAUUUCCAUUAUAGUAAAUAUUAAUAUUGUAUAUCAAAGCCUAUAAUUAUUGUUCACCCGUACUUCAGGCAAGUAUACAACAAAUUGGCGACGAGGAUUAUUGGUGUAGCACUCCGCAUUACAGUUGCACGUGGUUGGGCGAAAAACUGUCUUAUUUUUGUUUAAAAUUGCACAAUUACAGCGAUUGGUUUUAAAAACAUUACUAUAGCCACAGAUCUUAAUUGAUAACCUAUUUCAUUUAUCAUUGUAAAGAGAAAUUCAAAGUUUUAAGCAUAUUACAGAAAAAAGUAACAGUUCCAUUAAAAAAAUUAAUUUGUUCCCUGAUGCUCUAUUGUUUUUAUAUCACUUGUUUUUUUGAAUAAGUAGCUUUUUCAGAAAUUGCAAGUAGAGUAUUUUUGUAGUAUUUAGCUCCAAUAAUAAUAAAGAAUACGCUGGCACACGCCAAAUCAAUCACACUGUAUAGGUGGGAGUUCGCGCCUAAUAAAAAAACAACGAUCCUAUGGAUUUAAGUUGAUUUAGGUUUAACGAACAUUUUUUAAUAUAUAAAAUUCAAAAUACUUUCAAUUGAAAACAUUCUAAAAAUGAUGCCCAAAAGUAUGUUGUAUUAUUAUAGUGUGGUCAACUCCAAAACACUUGCACUUGUUACCACUUGACAGUUGAUAUUCAGAUUUAAAAAAAAAAUGAUCGUUACACCAGAACAACAUUCAAAUCAGAACUGUUAUUUUGUUUUUGUUAAGAGGCGUUGAACUCAAGUUUCCAUGCUUUUGCAUCGACAAUAUGCACAGAUGCUUGUUUGUCAUCAUUCUGUAUGUAAA